This is a messenger RNA of Exaiptasia diaphana, 3275 nucleotides long. RefSeq lists its product as uncharacterized. Gene Ontology annotation, molecular function: zinc ion binding; metalloendopeptidase activity. Bases 39 to 3275 code for a protein of 1078 amino acids. NCBI's taxonomy places the organism in Eukaryota, Metazoa, Cnidaria, Anthozoa, Actiniaria, Aiptasiidae. Gene Ontology annotation, cellular component: membrane. The transcript has 22 exons. The record is from RefSeq and is a predicted model, not a curated record. Gene Ontology annotation, biological process: proteolysis; nervous system development.
UUCACGUUCAUCACUCAAUACACUGAAGACGCACGAAAAUGCUGAAUGCUAAUAUUUUAUUCGCAUUGGUUUGUGGAUUGGUUUUUACUCUKGUAAACUGUGGUCCUGUGGUUCAACGCGAUCAAACUAACGACGAGCAAGACGCCGGUGACAUCCUGGGCUCAAUUAUCAAAAUCAAUGAAGAGGAAGACUUAAACUUGUUUGAAGGAGACAUUGUGUUGUCUCCUCACGACCGCGUCGACCAACGUGACACAGGAGACGUAGACGGACCACUUGAUUCUAGUCAGCGCAAGCGAAACGCUGAGCGAUCAAGACUGGGUAUUUGGAAGAAUAAAGUUAUUCCUUACGAAAUCUUGCAUCCUGCUGAGAAGCUCAAGGACAUCUCGACUGCUAUAACUGAGGCCAUUGAAGAAUUUCACAAACAUACUUGUCUACGAUUCGUACAGCGCACCAAUGAAGACAACUGGAUCAAAUUUGUCGACAAACCAGGCUGUAGUUCGCCAGUAGGUAUGCAGUACCAACAAAAGGGUAUUGGACAAGAAGUAAAACUUGGUAACGGCUGUCACAAUAAAAAGACGGUCAUGCACGAGCUUCUUCAUGCUAUUGGCUUUUGGCACGAGCAAUCUAGACCUGAUAGGAACCAAUAUGUGGAGGUCAUGUGGGAAAAUGUUGUCCCAGGAAAAGAACACAACUUUAACAAAUACAGUCAUGGAAAAAUUGAUUCACUGAAGCAGACUUACGAUUGGAACAGUUUAAUGCACUACGGCAGAAAUUAUUUUAGUAAAAAUGGUAAACCAACCUUGCGGGGCUUAGGAUCAAAGAAAGAUGCAACACUUGGGAAUACCAAAGGUUUUUCAAAGACUGACAUCUUUGAAAUCAACGCUUUGUACGACUGCAAGGGCUCGAAUGCUGGUUGGAGCAAAUGGAGUGACUUUGGUCCUUGUAAUGGAUUGUGCAUAAAAAUUCGUGAGCGAUUCUGCUCUUCUACUGAUAGAACCAAUUGCCCCGGGGCAAAUGAUAAUGGCAUAGAAACACAGAGAAAGAGUUGUCCUGACAGCGAAUGCAAUGCUCCUGUAGAUGGUCAUUGGGGACGCUGGUCUUCUUGGAGUCAAUGCAGCGCAACCUGUGGACUUGGUGUUCAGAAAAGGGCACGGUUAUGCGAUGAUCCAUCGCCAGCAAACAAAGGCAAACCAUGUCCUAAAGAAAAGGGGGRAGAACAAAGAAACUGUCAACUUAAAAGCUGUGGUUUAGRUCCAUUUGAUUGCGAGUUCGAAACUGAUAUGUGCUCAACGUGGGAGAAUGGUGGAAAUGCUGAGAAAUAUGUCUGGUCUCGCAGAGAAGGCCCAACACCAAGCAGAAAAUGGAAGAGUGGACCAAGUGGAGACGUUUCUUUGAACCAAAAUGGAAAAGGUUAUUACGUUUAUGCUGAGGCGUCAAAACCAGCGCAAGAAAAUGAUGUAGCAAAGCUUCAAAGCAAGGUGUUCUCUGCUGCUCCAAAUGGAAAGUGUGUUAUGCAGUUUGCUUACAGCAUGUAUGGGGUCCAAAUGGGAGCUUUAAAUGUCUACAUUAUCAACGUCAAAUCUGGAGAAAAAUCGAAGUUAUUUUCGAAGUCUGGUAACCAAGGAAAAGAUUGGCAUAGAGCGGCUGCAGCUAUUGUCAGCAAGAACGACUACAAGAUUUCGUUCGAAGCUACGCGUGGAAAUGGCUUUAAGGGUGAUAUAGCACUCGAUGAUAUCAUGUUUAAAGGCGAUGAAUGUCCCGUUAAACAAGACAAUUACAAGAGCUUGGGAUGUUUUAAAGACAAAGGCUCAAGACCUUUCCCUAAAUUGAUUGCAAACUACAGGGGUAAAAUUGACUGGUAUGACCUAAAGACGUCUGUUAUCGACAAGUGUGUUGAUAAGGCCCGUGAGCUUGGGUACAAGUAUUUUGCAAUCCAGUAUUAUGGUGAAUGCUGGAGUGGCCCUGAUGCUGUCGUGGGCGUGAAGUACAACAAAGAUGGUCCGUCUACAACAUGUUGGAACGGUGUUGGUGCAGCAUGGUCAUUUAUGGCAUAUCAAGUGAUUGAGCGCAAGUAUGAAAAAGGAAAGACUAUCAGAGUGAACGGUUCGAAGGACGGCUGGAGCAAGUGGAGUAGCUAUGGCCCUUGCAAUCAAAAGUGUGAGAAAGUUCGCGAGAGAUUCUGCUCUUCGAAUGAUAGGAAUAAGUGUCCUGGAGUGGAUAAUUAUGGUAUACAAAAACAGACACUGAAAUGUCCUGAAAAAGAAUGCUAUGCUCCUGUAGAUGGUCAUUGGGGACGCUGGUCUUCUUGGAGUCAAUGCAGCGCAACCUGUGGACUUGGUGUUCAGAAAAGGGCACGGUUAUGCGAUGAUCCAUCGCCAGCAAACAAAGGCAAACCAUGUCCUAAAGAAAAGGGGGRAGAACAAAGAAACUGUCAACUUAAAAGCUGUGGUUUAGRUCCAUUUGAUUGCGAGUUCGAAACUGAUAUGUGCUCAACGUGGGAGAAUGGUGGAAAUGCUGAGAAAUAUGUCUGGUCUCGCAGAGAAGGCCCAACACCAAGCAGAAAAUGGAAGAGUGGACCAAGUGGAGACGUUUCUUUGAACCAAAAUGGAAAAGGUUAUUACGUUUAUGCUGAGGCGUCAAAACCAGCGCAAGAAAAUGAUGUAGCAAAGCUUCAAAGCAAGGUGUUCUCUGCUGCUCCAAAUGGAAAGUGUGUUAUGCAGUUUGCUUACAGCAUGUAUGGGGUCCAAAUGGGAGCUUUAAAUGUCUACAUUAUCAACGUCAAAUCUGGAGAAAAAUCGAAGUUAUUUUCGAAGUCUGGUAACCAAGGAAAAGAUUGGCAUAGAGCGGCUGCAGCUAUUGUCAGCAAGAACGACUACAAGAUUUCGUUCGAAGCUACGCGUGGAAAUGGCUUUAAGGGUGAUAUAGCACUCGAUGAUAUCAUGUUUAAAGGCGAUGAAUGUCCCGUUAAACAAGACAAUUACAAGAGCUUGGGAUGUUUUAAAGACAAAGGCUCAAGACCUUUCCCUAAAUUGAUUGCAAACUACAGGGGUAAAAUUGACUGGUAUGACCUAAAGACGUCUGUUAUCGACAAGUGUGUUGAUAAGGCCCGUGAGCUUGGGUACAAGUAUUUUGCAAUCCAGUAUUAUGGUGAAUGCUGGAGUGGCCCUGAUGCUGUCGUGGGCGUGAAGUACAACAAAGAUGGUCCGUCUACAACAUGUUGGAACGGUGUUGGUGCAGCAUGGUCAUUUAUGGCAUAUCAAGUGAUUGAGGUUUGA